This is a messenger RNA of Cephus cinctus (wheat stem sawfly), 4236 nucleotides long. RefSeq names its product kinesin-like protein KIF20B. Lineage: Eukaryota; Metazoa; Arthropoda; Insecta; Hymenoptera; Cephidae. The record is from RefSeq and is a predicted model, not a curated record. The transcript has 3 exons. Gene Ontology annotation, biological process: microtubule-based movement. The coding region runs from base 157 to 4236 and encodes 1359 amino acids. Gene Ontology annotation, molecular function: ATP binding; microtubule binding; plus-end-directed microtubule motor activity.
GAUAUCGGUGAACGCGGUGUAGGCGGGAAAUUCUUUAGGGAUUUAAAAAAAUCGUUCUCGUGAAUCCAACUCGUAUUGAAAAGUAUAGUGAUUUGUUUAGUGAAUUGCCGUUUGCUGUUUAAUUAAUUAAUUGUUUGUUUCAUCGUCUCGUUAAUCAUGGAAAUUCCUUCGCGUUCGGAUGGAUCGUCCAUGGAAAGACUCACUGAGAGAAGUGUGGGGGGUCAAUCGAUUUCUAAGGAGUCUGAAGACGAGCUACAGGAUUAUAACAGAUCGCUGUCCCUGCAGGGUGACUCGUGUGUAAACUGUAAUCAGACAGUCAAGGUAUAUUUAAGAUUGAAGCCUGGAUCAGACAAUUACGAAAAUUCGGACAUGUACACGAUAACGAACUCCACGACGCUCCUAACAAAAUUGUCUACUGCGGAAGGUGCAGGUGGUUGUCAAAAAAGGGGUAAACAUUUUGAAAAUCCUACAAGACGUUUCACGUUCGCCAGGACCUUCGGUCCCGAGUGCUCGCAGGCCCAGCUGUUCGAUCAGGCUGUUAAGCAGCAAAUGGUAGACUUCCUGACAGGUCAAAGUUCGACGGUUAUGAAUUACGGCACAAUCAAUGCUGGAAAGUCGUAUACCAUGCUGGGAACACUCGCGUCACCCGGUAUAAUACCACGUGGUAUAAAGUUGACGUUCUCUACGCUCAAUUGCACUUUAUUCCCUUGGUACAAGCCGAGUCCGCUGAACGGUGCGAUUGGAUUGGUUGAAUCGGAACGAAUUCAUGAGACGGAAUUAAGAAGAAAAUUUAUUGCUGAUGCGAUCGACAAGACUCAGUGGAUCACGGCUUUUGAAAGUUUCCAAACUUCCGGUAUAGAGGGAAACGAAAUUUUCCAAGAUGCUUUGUACUCUGUAUGGGUAUCCUUUGGUGAAAUUUAUAACGAAACUGCGUAUGAUCUUUUGGCUGAAAACGAAAGUAAACACUUACCGCUUACCAUGGUGACAGAUAAGCAUGGUUCUACCUUUAUCAAAGGGCUUAGAAUGAUAUCAGCCACGACCGAUAUGGAGGCUUAUAAGAUUUUUAUGAUCGGUCAAUCAAGACUGAAGGUAGCUUCCACUAUGACGAAUCCCAAGAGUUCGAGAUCUCAGGCGAUUUUCACGAUAAGGCUAUUGAAGUACUUUAACGAUUUUUCACCCGACGAAGUCGAGAUCAGCUCGAUGAAUUUUUGCGAUCUGCCAGGAUUCGGUCAAUCCAGAAGAACGUUGAAUAUCGGCAAGAGACUCAAGGAGGCGCAAAAUAUUAACAGCAGUCUCUUGGUUCUCGGUAGAUGCUUAAAGGCUGUUCUCAAUAGUCAAAUGUCCAGGGAAAAUGGGGAAAUUUGCGCUCCGUUUCGCGAAUCCAAACUUACGAGAUUGUUCCAGAAAGCCCUUUCUGGGAAGGAGUUCAUAUCGUUCAUAGUCAAUUUGAAUCCGACGUCUGAUCUUCAUGCCGAUAAUCAGAGUGUUUUGAGUUUUUGUAAUAUUGCCAAAAAAAUAGCAAUCAACCCCAGCAUGGAUCUGAGAAAGUCAACAGUUUCAGAAAUAAAUUUUCAAAGUUCUCAUACAACGAUCGGUAAAUUGGAUAAAGCUAAGGAUGAGAUUACCGAAAAAUCCUGUAUUUCGGAACGAACCGGUUAUGCAAAAUUGAAAGGAGAAAACGAAAUGCUGAAAAAGGAAGUUGCGAAUUUGAAGAAUUCAAUGUUCAGUCGCGAACUGGAAGUUCGACAGGAAAUGGUGCAGUCCUGUACGGAAGUGAUAAAAGAACUAGAAGCAGAAUGGAGAAGUCACGCGAAGGAAGUCGAAAAACAUCAAGAAAAUUUGCUCAAGUGGUCGGUCAAUCAAGUUGAGGAUUUUUACAAGGAACGUAUUUCGAAUAUCAAUCAAAGAAAACGUAGACGUACGGAGAACGGUAAAGAAAACGAGGAGGAUAAAGCGACGAUAGAGGAAUUGGAGAUUGAAAAUGCUCAAUUAAUUUCCAAAAUUCUGGGACACAAGGAAACCAUACGGGAAUUAACGAAGGACAGUACAAAAAUAGAAACAGAAAAAAAUCAGAGCAAUUUCGAGAAUAGUCUACUGAGAAAGGAGUUAAAAGAUUUGCAAAAAUUCAUAGAAUCGUCACAGGACGAGGGUUGCGACGGUGAAAAUUCGGAAUGCUUGACAGAUCAAUUAAAGAAUUUGAUAAACACCAAAGAUGAUAAGAUCAAGACUUUGAAAAAAUCUCUCGAUCAAUCCAAGGAGGAAUACGUAAGGAUCAGUGCGGAAGUUAUAAGAGCGGAAAUGGAUUUACUAGGCUCAAAGAAGGUCCUAUCGGAGAAUUCAACCAAAGUGAAAAACCUCGAAGACAAAGUGUCUGAAAAAUCAAAUUACAUAGGUAUGCUCCAGUCACAGUUAAACGUUCAAAGAAAACAGCUGAUUGAUUCGGAGAUAGAGAUCCAGGAGUUUCAAGAUAAAUUGAAUAAAUCCGAAUUGAAGGUAUCGAUCCUGUCGAGGAGAGUGGAGAAAUUUGAAAACUCCGAUUACGCGCUAUCCGCGUAUGCCAAUGCGAAAGGCGACGACUCUCUUCUAGAAAAUGACCUCAAUCAGUCGGACAGUAAAUUGCUACUGAAGGAAUCGAGAAGCGAAGAUAACAGUAAGAACGAUUCCGGAAUAAUAGUAAAUCGCGAGAGCGAAAGUCAAAGAUCUACGUGCACGACGAACAGUAUAAAAUCAGAGAGCGAUGACAAAGGUAGUCAAACGAUUGGAUUGGACCAAGAGACCAAAAAAGGGAUUCUCGAAGAACUGGAGUCGUUGCAGCAGCAGCACGAGACUCUGAAGGUGAAACGGGUACAGGAGAUUCAAAAAACAAAUGAGCUUCAUGAGGAAUUGGAAUUUUUCAAAAAGGCUGCGAACGUUCACGAAAGGAACACGGAUACGUUUAUGGUCCAGGCGAAGGAGUACGAGCUAAAGUAUAGAGAGGCGUCGAAGGAUCUGGAAGCUCGUUCUCGGGAGUACGAGAACGUGAUCAGGGAAUUACGUGAGAAACUGGAGAUCAGCCAGGAAAGUGAAAAUCGUACAUCGCGAUGUCUGGAGGAAUAUCUCGAGAAGUCAGACUCCCUGGGGAGUCAGUUAUCAGUGGCGUACGGGGAACUCGAAAGAGCCUCUGUCAAGUGCUUCACGCAGCACGUGCCCAAAAUUGAUAAGCUGGAGAAGGAGUGUCUUUCGAAAAGCCAAAAAAUUAUUCAACUGGAGGAAAGAAUCGUGGAGUUGGAAAAGGACCAAGUGAAACUGGUGGUAAUCAACGACAGAUUAAAAGAUUUGGACGAACUUUUCGAAAGGUCCAAUAGAGACAAAAUGAACAGUCUGGAGGAGAUCAAUCGGAGAAAGGAAUUUCAAUUAUUUCUCGAGGAGAAGCUUGAGGAAUUCAAGAAACGUAUAGACGAGAGGGAGCAAGAAAUCGCGUCGCUUCAAGAGAAGCUGCAAUUCAUUGUUAAGGAAUUGAUCAGAUCGGAAGAUGAUCGGAGGACGAUCGAACGAGACUCCAGACGAGAAAUCGGUAAGCUCAGAGCGCAUUUACUGGCACUGGAGAAAAAUGCGGCAUUCCUCAAUGCGAUUCACCAAGAGGACGAGUGCAGAAGGAACGAAGUGGACGGACUGAAGAUUCUGCUUCAAGAGAAGGAUCGUGAGAUGAAUCUUCUGAAGAAGCACAGGGACAAGACCAUCAGAAGAUACGAAUCCUUAGUCCGGCAUCUGCAGGGGAACGUGGAGAGAUGUAAGCAGGAAUCGAUGAGAACGAGAAAAGUGCAACAGAAGAAAUUGCCAUUUUACAAGCAGUGCCAAUUUUCCGAGUCAAAGUACGUUAAGGAGGACUCGAGUAUUCGCAGUUCCGCCAGUCUGCAAACAAUCGAUACGUCGACACCAAGGGGAUGGAGAAAGUUCAGUAGAAAGAGGGAAAGUUUUAUAGAAAACAGUAAACCCCAAGAAGUAAAAAGGAAAUCCGACCUGGAAAUAAUAUCUGGGGAGUAUCGAAUUCCUGAGAGAAACGAGGAUUCGUCGGCGAUAACCGUUUCUACGACUGACGAAUCCCUAGACGAAUACCAUAGAAUAACAAGGUGGAUGGAGAUACGAAGAAGCAAUGGAAAAACGAAAUAUUUGGUACAAAAGAACGAAGUGUGCAUAGACGUCGAGCCGGAUGAUGAUUUUCAAAAAGUCCCAAACGCGGAAUUCUAUCAAAGAUAA